Salvia splendens (bonfire salvia) is the source of this 1092-nucleotide messenger RNA. RefSeq names its product late blight resistance protein R1-A-like. The transcript has a single exon. Bases 1 to 1092 code for a protein of 363 amino acids. The record is from RefSeq and is a predicted model, not a curated record. NCBI's taxonomy places the organism in Eukaryota, Viridiplantae, Streptophyta, Magnoliopsida, Lamiales, Lamiaceae.
AUGAAGAAACAGAGGCGCGUGUCCGUUCACAUAAACCUUCUCAUGAGCCUCGAAGAAGUUUACGAGGCCACAAAAACAAUCACAUCUGCACGCACUCUUCUCUACCUAGGACCCCAUCACCACCACCCCUUGCCUUACUGUUUAACUUUUGAUCUUCUCAGAGUGUUGGAUGCCUUCACAGUCUACUUUGUUGAGUUUCCUGAUGAAUUUCUUCAACUUGUUCAUUUGACAUACUUUUCCCUUACCUACAAUGACGAACUUCCCCCAGAGAUAUCCUUACUCAAGAAACUCCAAGUCCUCAUGGUUGGUCGAAAACCCAAGCUCAUAUUCAUUGGUGUAUCUUUCUUGCCAGAUGAAAUAUGGGAGAUGCCUGAGUUGAGGCAUCUCUGGUUUACAGAAACUGAUUUUCCUGCUCUUCCAUCAAACCUUCCUCAAAACAAAGCUUUGCUUCUAAACCUUCAAACUCUUUCAUACAUCAAUGCUGCUUCUUGCACCAGGGAUGUUCUUAGAAGCAUGCCUAGUUUGAAAAAACUAAGUAUGUGGGCCAAAGCACCGGAUGUUAUAGGCCUUUAUCUAGACGAACUCCAGCAGCUCGAAGCAUUCAAGUUCACUGUCUUGCAUCCCAUCCCUAACAAACAAGUUGAAUUUGAGCCUGAAAUUUCAUUCCCUCAAACAUUGAGGAAGCUGAGUUUAAGUGGUUGUGGGCUUCCUUGGGAUGCAAUGGAAGUUGUUGCUGCACUGCCGAAUCUUGAAGUCUUGAAACUGCGAGAGCUUGCUUUCAAUGGCGAAGAAUGGUGCCUGGAAAACCACUGUGUGUUUGAGAAGCUCAAGUUCUUGCUGAUUGAAUACCUCAAUUUCAAGAGGUGGAUUGCUGAUGAGUCCCACUUUCCGUGUCUCGAGCGACUGUAUCUAAGGCAUUGCUAUGAGUUGGAGGAGAUCCCUUCGGCUAUUGGGUUCAUAGGACCCCUUGAGCUGAUCGAACUGGUUGACUGCAGUUAUCAAGCCGUGGGAUCGGCUGAGGUAAUCAAGCAAGAACAGGAGGACUAUGAGAAACUGGGCUUUCAAGUUCGUAUAUAUUGUUCUUAUAUGUAG